AUGGCGUCGAACAACUUUUCCAUCAUCCACGCCUGGGGCUCCCAGUCCCACUCCCAGGCGCUGCUGUCCCAGGAGCACGUGAAGUUUCUGGACUCGGCGCACAUCAUUUUCCCCGUGGGGAGGUACUUGUGUAUCCGGAAUGUCUAUACCAACACGGAUAUCAAAUGUAAAAAUGUCUGGGUCUGGAACAUUCUAAACUUGUGAUGCUGUCUCUGGAUACUGAAAAAAUUUGUAUUGCAUGACCAGCAAGAGGACUCCAGUUUGUGCGACGCGGAGAGGUCGUUUCUCAUGCUGUAGAGGCAUCACAAAGCGCUCUAAAAAUCUGUGAUGCUAAGGCAUGCAUGACAGACAUCAUGGGUCAUGGAAAAUAUGCAUGACAAAUCUAGAAAUCCCCCUGACCCAGACAUUUUUACAUUUGAUAACGGACAGCUACUUCCUGAAGCAAGCGACCACGGUAUUACAAUGAAAAAUGCCCCCACCCCCGAACUUGGAAGCAUUUGUGUUGCAAACCUUUCCAAAUGAAACCUUCGCCCUCUUGCAUCUAUCAGCAUCACAGGUUUCCAAUCGUGAAUAGCAAAAAUUUGUAUUGCAAAAUACGCCAGCAAAAGCGGCGCUUGUCAUGCAAGCGAUGCGAUACACGCCUCCACUCUGCAUCAGAAAGAUUCAUACUCCUUUCAUGCAUGACAAAAAGUUUUCAUUUGGAAGCUUUGCAUCACAAUUUUUUGCAAUUUUACUUUUAGCGGUGGGGGGCAUUUUUCACUGUAAUACACGGCGAGCACGAGCGUGGAGGCGAUCACCAGUUUUGCGGUUUCGUUAGAUAAAACUUUCAUCGUCUCCUGCGAAACCACGACAAGCACCAGCAGCAGCUCAAGUACCAGCGCGAACUCCAACGGCGGCCAAGUGACGAUUUACAACUUGACGAGUAACAACAGUUUCCAGGGAACCACAACCGACAACCUCGGGUUGAAUGUGAAAAGAAGCGGCUACACGAGCUGUGCCAUCGACGCCAACCACACCCGGGUAGCGCUAUGGCCGUGCAAAAGAACUCCUCCUCGUUCUCAUUUCUCAUGCAAAACACCAAAACCACGCUUUCCCUCCUGUCACUAUUGUGCAUGACAAGUUCUGGUAGCUGCCCGAAUAGAAUUACAAUCCAGUGCAAAUUUUUUGUCAUGCAAAACCGGCAUUCUGAUUCUUGCUGAUGCUUGUAUUGCCGUUCAUGCUAGAGUACAAAUGAGGGGGAGCUGUGCACUGUUAUAAGCGCUUUUGACCCCACAGUAUGAAGACCCCACGACGUUUUUCAGUGCGCGAACGGGGACGAUUCUGCAGCUUUGUGAGUUGAUAUCGCAACAAGAGAAAAGUGUUACAGUUACACAUUGUAGUGUUGCAGGCCAAGCAAGACAGACAAGCUCUGUCAUGCCGGAUAUGCAUAGGUGGAGCCUCGUUUCAUAGGUGUUUUCCAGUAGGAUUUCUGCAUUACAAGUUUUCUCUGUCAUGCAGAGAAAUUUGUGUUGCUCAAUUCACUACGGGUGUGUAACUGUUGUAACACUUUUUUCGUGGGAUAGUUGAACACGGUGAAUUACUCGUUGACGGUGCUGUGCGAGCAAACCUUGCCGUUGGAGUUGCAGAAAGUCACGUUCUAUCAACGGCAAAUAUCGAUCUGGGUCUGGAUUUGUGAUGCGAAAUUGGAAGGACAGCAAGGAUGUGUGAUGCAUAGAUACGAUCAUGGCCCGUUUUUUUGUCAUGCACAUGCUGUGAAAAAAUAACUCAGUUUGUCAUGCAGUAAACACACUAGAACUUCUUGUAAGUUGCCGAGGAGCACGUGAUGUCAUGCUGUUCUGCGGGUUGUACAAAGGAACAAGCGUCUGGCAUGCAAGGACCACCAUGACAAAUUGCAUGCAACUUUCCAGAGCACCCACAUCGAUAUUUGCACUUGAUGCGUUCGCGCCCUACGAUUCGAACUUGUUGCUGCUGUCCGGGAAUGGGGGCUACUUGAAGCUUUACAAGUACUACUUAUUUUUGAGAAAUUUUUUAUUAUCCGGUGUUCGGCAUGAAAAAAUGUAAAUGGAUUUCUUUUUCUGGUUUCUGCAUAACAAAAUGUGUUUUUUUUCCAGGGUUCUGCAUGACAAAAUGAAUCUCUUUUUCUGGUUUCUGCAUGACAAACUAGCUACUCUCGCCAUCACAGGUACAACACCACGUCCCGCGACCUCCGGCCGUUUCCUGACUUCGAGGGAGACAAAAUCAAUCCGGAAACCACCAUCUUCUCCACCUACACAUGGACCGGGCCGAUUAUGGCGUUCACAAAUCGGUUUUACCUUCUCAACUGCUACAUGAAUUUGUCUUGCAAAAUGAACAUCAACAUCCACACGGCCAAUCUACUUCGCAUGACAAAUUUCAAAAAGGGUAUUACCAGCAUGGGGACAUCAAAAAUCUGUGCCGAAGUUGUAAUGUAAAAGUUGCAAGAUCCGACCUUUGUAUUUGUUCCCUUCUGCCAUUCUUGCAUCACAAAUCCAUGCAGCAACAGUUCGAGAAUAUAACGUUUGAGAGCCCUAUACCGAUGCCCGCGAAAAACGCCUUAUCAAAUGUAAAAAUGUCUGGGUCUGGAAAAAUGCAAGUUUGUCAUGCUUGUCUGGCAUGACUCUUAAGUCUGUCAUGCACAUUACCAAAGAGCCCCACUUUUCUGUCAUGCAGAAACGUAGUUUGUCAUGCAGAAUAGGCAACACCUAGAAGCUCAGAAACUUGUCAUGCCGAGCCAGCAAUUGUGGCCUCCUCAUGAUAUGCCACACAGCAUCACAAAUUUCCAGACCCAGACAUUUUUACAGUUGAUACGCCUCUGGAGGCAACAAUAACACCACCUCCGACACGGAGCCCGCUGCUCCGAAUAACUCUAUCAAAAGGAAAAAUCCCCCUCCCCAUAUUGACAACGUACGUUUUCGCAAAUUUGUGUUGCUGAUUUGUGACCACAAAUGGUCUCUGUGUUGCAUGAAGGCAACCCCACAGGCUCCGCCGCUUUCUGCCGGCGGUUUGUCAUGCUCUUGCUCCUACAGCGUAGACGUCUGUCACGCUAAGCGCCUAGGCCAAUACCUCUCGGCUCAGACUUGAAAUGUGUCUGCAGUCCUCUCCAGCAAGACAAACCUGAUUUGUGUACACAAAUCCAGCAACAGAGCAGGUUUCCGGUUCAAUAUGGGGAGGGAGGAUUUUUCCUUUCGAUAAAUUCCAAGGAAAAACCGCGUCUGCAGCUGCUGCAGAAGUUGUGGGCGAAGCAGAAGGAAAUUCUGGCGGUCAACAGCCAGAAGCAGGAGAUUUACCUGGUGGAUUCUCAGACACUGAAAAUCGUAGAGGUUCUGCAGGAUUGUUUUGACGAUACGAUCUCCGAAGAGGUGAAACCAUUGGCGAUCUGCACCUUCCAGAAGGGGUUUAUCAUUGCGGGGAGCGAUGGGUACUUGGGGAUUUGGGAUAUUGCAAGGAAAAAUCCCCCCUCCCCAUAUCAAAACGAAAUUUCUGAUGCUGGAUUUGUGUACACAAAUCAGCUUUGUAUUGCAGGAAGGCAUCGAGGCCAGAUCCCCAGGCUAGGCAGGGGCGUAUGGGUCUAGUUGUUCAGCAUGGCAACCGGCUCCCCUUUAAGCCCGACAGCAUGACAAAUCGGUUCCAUAAUGGGGCCGAAGCUUCUGCCCUUGUCGUCUUGCAAAACGCAUGUGAUUUGUGGCCUCAAAUCAGCAACACAAAUCUUCGGAAACAUGGGGAGGGGAGAUUUUUCAUUUUGAUAUGGGAGCGGCUGGACUCGCACAGCUACCGGUUCGUCCGGAACUUGUACACCGGCAGGAAGUAUCCAUUGCAAAUAUCCUUGGAUGUCUGGAAGGAUGCAAGGUUUGUCAUGCGCAUUUUGCAUGACUUCUGAUGUCUGUGAUGCAUGCCCUAGCAGCACAGAUUUUAUGAGGGCUUCCUGAUGCCCACACCGCAUCAGAAAUGCCCUGUCGUCAUGGCAAAAACUGAACCUCUUUUGCUGUUCAGGCAAUACAGAUUUCUUGUGGAAUCCAAAUCCAGCAUCACCAGUUGCAACUUGAACUUUCCAGACCCAGACAUAUUUGCAAUGCAUAGGAAGUCGAACGUGGUUUCCAUCGACAUUGCCGUUGACGACGAACUGUUUUUCGGAAAGGAGAUUUUGCAGCAGCACGGCAUCGACACUGCCAACGCCGGCAUUGUGCAAAGCCAACAGCAGUUAUGAGAGUCGUGCACAGGAGCUCUUCCUCCAACGCAUUUGUCGUGCAAAACACCGAAUCCACCUUUUGCCUCUUGGCACUACUAUGCAUGACAGGUUCCGAAAGGAGCCGAGUCACCACUAGAACAAUCGGUCGCAAAUUUGUGAUGCAAAAGCUGCAUCUUUGCUAGCGUUUGUGUUGCUACGGAUGUUGCCAUCCAAAUGAGGGGGAGGGGGAGUUCUUGUGCACUCUCAUAGCAGUCGUCUUCAAACACCUCCGGCACAAACAGCCAGGCCGGAGUGGUGUUGGCCUUAUACAUCGCAAAAGUGUGGUCGUACGAGUAGUAAAUGGUAUAAAAAUUUGCAGUUUCAAAUUUCAAUUUGCUUAGCAUGAAAGCAUCAAUUUGUAUAUGCAAAUUCAGCUCAAGUUCAACAUUUGUCAUGCCUGCUUGCAAUUACUGCGAUUACAAUGCUUUUGCAAUGCAUAAGCCUUUGCGGAUGGGGAUUUUUGCUACGUGAAUCUAGCGGAAUUGUAUCUGGCGAAGGAGAAACUCACCUUCCCGGCCAACCGAUCCCUUAUGGCGUUCUCAAACGUUACAUUCUCAACUGUUACAUGAUGAAUUUGUGAUGCAAAAACUACACGCAAAAGUAAAAGGGGGGGCCUUGCCCUUGCACGUCUUGCAUUACAGAUUUGGCACAGACUGUUGUAAUGCUGUUUAGCUUGUCGAAAACUUGUCAUGCGAAGAAGCUUUAUCGUGAGAAGCGUGAUUGUGAUUCUGCAUGACAAAUUCAUGUAAGUGUUGGGAAUGUAACCCGUCUGAGAACUUCGCCAUAUCCCUCGCCGCGCACUUUGGACCGGUGUUGUCUGUGUCCUCUGCGAAUUCGGAACUGCGACCGCUGUUUAUCAGAGUGCAUAACUCUACUCCCUCGUUCUCAUUUCCCAUGCAAAACGCCAACUCUAGACUGGUGUCCCUCCUGUCACUCUCAUGCAUGACAAGCUCUGGAAGCCCAAAAUAGUACUACACUCCAGUGUACUUGAAUUUGUCAUGCUGAACCGGCAUUCUUGCUGAUGCCUGUAUUGCCGUUCAUGCUAAACAAAUGAGGGGGAGGGGGACGAGUUGUGCACUGUCAUACUGUUCUUAACGUGCGCCGGUUCGAAGGACGACAGCUCUUUAUCAAAUGCAAAUAUGUCUGGGCCUGGAAGACUGCGAGAGUUGUCAUGCUUGUCUGGCAUGACUCUGGACUCUGUGUUGCGUGGCCACAAGCAGCUCCCUGUGCCUGUCAUGCGGAAUACGCAACUACACAGCGCGACGAAAAAACCUGUCAUGCUUGGCGGUGCAUUACAGAGUGCUUAGUGUUCGCUGAUUUGCAUUUACAAGUUUCCAGAUUCAGACAUAUUUGCAUUUGAUACUCUUUGAGGCUGUACAACUACGAGACGCUGGAAUUGGAACUGAGCUAUCACAAGGAAAAAUACCCGCUCCCCAUAUCAAAAGCAAGUUUCUGAUGCUGGAUUUGCGUACUAUACGAAUCAGGUUUGUCUUGCAGUAGAGGACACCAGCAGGCUCCUGCUAAGCCUGAGUAGAAAGCUUUUCGCCUAGGCGCUUAGUCGAUGAGAAACGUCUAUGCUGUAGGCCCAACAGCAUCACAAACCGCCUGCAUAAUGCGGCAGAGCCUGUGGAUGAAUGUCUUCUUGCAAGACAGACGCGAUUUGUGGUCUCAAAUCAGCAAGACAAAUUUUCGGAAAGAUUAUAACGUUUCGAUAUGGGGAGGGGGGAUUUUUCCUCUCAAUAUGAGCACGUUUUUCACCAGCGAAAAAGCGCCGAUCCAAUGCGCGAUCCACCCGGACGGCUACAGCUGCGCGGUAGCCUUCGCGGACGGAACCUUGCGCAUGUUCCACUUGCUAUCAAACAAAAAAAGUUCGUCACGAUCACUCUUGCGCAUCUUUGCAAUACAAAGCUUCCUGCUACGCGUAAAAAUGCAUCACAGCACCAAAACUUCUCAAGGGAUUCCCCUAGUGCUUCUGCAAUACACGGAAAAGCUGCGAUGCUAAAAAAAAUUUGUAAUGCCAAACCUGCAAGUUCGUGACUGUGACAAACUUUUUCCUCUCCAUACUUGCUCGCCAACAAAAUUCAGCAGUACGCAGAACUCCGGUUUGCAAAUUUGAAAAAAGUGGUGUACAGUCCGACCAAUGGGAACUAUUUGGUGGUGAUUUAUGGGAAGUUCUUAACCGUGCUGGAGACGCUGAACCUGAACAAACUGGUAUAAAAAAAUAUGCAUAUGGUUUUGAUAGAGAACAAGUGGAACAAUAAAAGUAAAAACUUGUGAUGCGGGAAGCUAGAUAAUAACGUUGCGCUGUCAUGCAAAAAACUCAAUAGAAGUAGCUGCCAAAUGAAGAUCAUCAUAAAAACUUUUCCAGGUUACCAUCAAGAAGCACACCUCCCCCAUCGCGGACGUGAGUUUCGACUUUCAGGCGCUUACCAUGGCGACGGUCGGCAUCGACGGGUCGUUCUACGUGUGGGACAUGUCAAACUACCACAAAAUCGCCGAGUAUUACCUCGAACCGCACAAAGACUGUACCGACGGGAAUUGUAUCAACUGCAAAUAUAUCAUCUGGGUCUGGAAGGAUGCAACUUGUCAUGCGAAGUCUGGACUGUGAAAAAAUCUGUGUUGCGUGAUUACCAAAAGUUGAUGUCCACUUUUGUUGACCAUCAAUUUGCGAGCAAAAGUUCCUCAUGCGGGCUAGGCAUGAGAAAGAUCUUACAUCAGAAUCUGUCAUGCUAUGUCCUGCACGUCAGACCUCCUGGGUCCUCAUGGAAAACCUGCAUGACAAGUCUCCCAAUUAUCUUCCAGGCAUCCAGGGAUAUUUGCAGUUGAUAAAUUGUUUGCUAACGGAAGAUAUGCAAUGCAAAAGCAUCGUACUAGUAUAAAUUGCAUGACAAAUUAGGCCAGCAUUACAAAUUUGAUUUGUAAUGCUGAUUUACCUUGAAAAAGAGAUUUGUAAUGCAGAAAUGCAAUUACUACGACCACGAUACUUUUGCACAGGAUAGAAGAGGACAAGAAAUCCAUGGGCGCACGGUCGCAGUUACUUUCCCUGUACGAAAAUUAUGAACUGCAAAAGUAUCGUACUAGUGUAAUUGUUGCAUUACAAAUUGACCUAGCAUUUUUACAGAUUGAAUUUGUACUGCGGAUUUGCCUUUUUAGCAAAAAGAUUUGUAAUGCAUAAACGCAAUUAAUACUUUUGCACAGGAUAAAAAUUUCCACGCGACCAUCGCCUUCGACGGGGACGUGACGACGAACCGGAGGCGAUGUAUCAAAUGCAAAAAUCCCUGGACGUCUGGGAGGAUGGAACUUGUGAUGCGUCCCGUGGGUCACACAAAAAUCUGUGUUGCGUGAUCACCAAAAGUUGUCCUUUUUUGACCAACAUGAGCGGGAGUUUCUCAUGCAGGAUUGGCAUGAUAGAGACUUCGCAGGACCUGUCAUGCUAGGUCCUGCAUUCCUGACGUCAUGGGGCAUGCGAAAUAUGCAUGACAAGUCUGAAUUUUCCCAGACCCAGACAUUUUUGCAUUUGAUACGGUGGGUCGUGGCGCUAUCUUUCAAAACGCUGAAUACGAAGGAAUCGCUGGGGAAAACGUACGUACGCAUUGCAAGAGAACAUCAAGCACCGUAAGUAUGUCAAGCGCAACUACAUGAGAAAUUUUUCGUAGCAUGACAAAUCAAGAUCAAAAUCAUGGAAUUUGUAAUGCUAAUGCGAGUUCACGUUCAGCUCGAGAGGGAGACUAGUCAUGCCUGAUGCACUUUUGCAAUGUCGAUACUGUGGUAGGUUGUACGACCUGUAUUUGACGCCAAUAGCGAAUUCCGAGUCCGCCACGAAUCCCGAACUACUCGCGAACGUGGAGCUAGCCUGCAAGUUGGAAUUACCCGACGCCGCGAAAGAGUCGAUUUGCUCUGUCACGUUUGAUAGGAAAUUACUCGCUCUGUCCCGUGACGAACAGCGAGACUCGGCCUGGUUGAUGGCAAGUCGGGAUUUGGUAUCAAAUGCAAAAGUGUCUGGGUCUGGAAGAUUCUGAGACUUGUCAUGCAUGGUUUGCGUGAGCGAUGAUGUCUGUAAUGCAUGCCCUGGCAUCACAAUUUUUUGAAGGGAUUCUUGAUGCCUGUUCCGCAUGAGGACAAAUGCCCUCUCCGCGUAGCAAAAAUUAGAUUCCUUUUGCUGGUCAUGCAACACAAAUUUUCUAGACAUCCAAACGCAGCAUCACAAGUUGCAUUCUUCCAGACCCAGACAUAUUUGCAUUUGAUAUUUGGACUCCUUACCCAACGCGGCGGCGAAAUAUGAAUUGCAAAAGUAUCGUACUCGUAGAAAUGCAUGACAAAUAUAUUUCCUCAGCAUGAGAAAGAACAUUUGUAGUGCUGACUUGCCUCAAGAAAAAGAUUUGUAAUGCAUGAUUGCAAUGCGAGUGCGAUGCUUUUGCACAGGAUACGACAUACGGGGGAACCACGUUGUUUGCGACGACAACAAGCGGCACGCUUUGGAGUUACCCGUUUCCACUCAGCAAAAGCGCGAGUUACGAGGAAUUUUUCGUGCACUGUGUCAGGAGGAAAAACAACAGGGCGUCGGUAAGGACGUACUAUACUUUAUGGUUCUACGAAACAAUACAACAGUUGGAGCAGGAUUUGGAUAUUUGCUAUAUACUUGUGCUGUCACUGUAAUCAUGACAUGCUUCUUGUUUGGCAAAUUUGCGAAGAAAAUAUUUUUUGGAGUGACUCAUUCUUCAAUGCAGGACCACCAGACUGUUUUCGGUUUCUUUAUGCAUUUCGAGUACUAGAAAAAAUAACGCUCGAACAUCCCCUCGCAAACGAUCGUCAUGUCCUCCCGUAAUCACAUCUAUUCCAAAGAACGACCCAAGCGGUAGUUUUUCAUCUUUUUGAUUUUGUUGGAAACGCUAUGUACAAAUAACGCAAGGGUCCGACUCUCUGCGCCUUACUCCCCGGCGAGAAUCGGAUGGUUACCACGUCCUUAGUAUCCUGCGUAAAGACGUACCUACCCCAGUGGUGUCACGCAAAAGCGCAUGCUCAAAAUUAAAUGUUUCUCAUGCGGGGCCCCAUGACAGGUAUUUUCUAGUCGGGUUUAUUUGGAAUUUGUAAUGCUCGAAUCUGCAUGGUGGGUUAGAUUUGUGAUGCUUCUGAACGAGGUAAACAGGAUUACAGUACGAGGCCGAACUUGUCAUGCGCAACGCCCUCAGCUUGUAGAUUUGUCUAGCAGAUUUCCCAUCGUGACUAUGGGUUGGGGACGCUUUUCCUCGGGAUACUUGGAUGGCAGCAUCUUCCUGUUAUCCGUCCAGGACCAGUUCGAGGUAGACAAAACCAAAUCCACCCGGAGCUCCUUUUCCCAGCAACAGCAAGCCGCAGCGGCUUCACCGGCGAAAGAUAUCCUGUGUAAGAACGCUUUUACCCCAGAGUCAAGAUGAGGAUUUUGCAACACACAGCCAGCUGUUAGUUGUGGGACCUACGCAUGACAAGCUUCGAUCUGUAGCGUAGUGCCGGGUAGGUACUGCAGCCGCAUCAGAAAUCGAUUUCCUUAUCCUGAUAAUAGCAUGACAAACUGCAAAAGAGCAUGAAAAAAUGCCUCUCAUGUAUGUUGCUGCGCAUGAGAAACGUUUCUGAUAUGCGAAUAUGCAUCACAAAUCUAGGGUGGAGACGUUUUUGCCUAGGAUACAAGCGGGGAAGACACCAUCGUCCUCUUCCACGUCGAAAAAGCAACUGCAGUCCCAGAAAACCUAUGCAUUGCAAAAAUAUCGCACUAGCAGUCUUUGCAUUACAAGUUGCCUCUGUAUGAAGACGCAUGGAAUUUGUCAUGCGAAUCCACCUUUGGAUGAGGAUUUCGAUUUGUAAUGCGUGAUUACAAUUACGACGAUAGUACUUUUGCAAUGCAGAAAACUUCCAGUCCAUCGAAGGACAGCAACAUGGCGAAGAAAUUGCCGAUAUCCCAAGUAAAAACAUCCCCACCCCAGAGUUGUGAUGCAAAUGCGCAAUGACAGGAACACUUGUAAUGCGCAGCUCCAUGAGCAGAGGCAUUUCCAAUCGUGUUGUCGAAUUUGUCAUGCUGUAAACAGGAUGAGAAAAUAGCUUUCUCUUGUGGCCUCCCUUCUUGCUAACCAGCACUACACUGCAGAGGGAAACUUGUCAUGCACAACUCCCAAAGCUUGGAGAUUUGUGUUGCGGACUUACCAGCAGCUUGACUAUGGGGUGGAGACGCUUUCGCAAAGGAUAGCCGAAGGGCGACGAGAUUUGCUUGAUUGAAAAACAAGACUUGGUAAAACUGGAAGAUCAGGUCGAGAAGUUGAACCACGAGAUUAAGCAAAUCGAGUUGGAUAGCAUGCAGAAGCUAGACCAGCAGAGUAUGACCCGCUCGAACGGUACAGUCUCAAACGUUACAGUAGAAUCUGGAUUUUGUAGUGCAUGAUGAGCAUGACAGACCCGCGCAGCGUUCCACUUUCUGCAAUGCAAAUUCUGCCAGAUUGUUCUAGAGCGGUUUGGGAGGACUCCAGAACUUGUCAUGCGCAAUGCUGUGGGAGUAGGCUAGGUCAUGCACCUUUUGCAUCACAGAUUUCCAGAUUCUUUAUGUAACGUUUGAGAUUGUACCGCUUGAGCAGGUCAUACAGAGGUACGCGUACGAGGCGAGAUUAGAGUCGACGAAGAUAACGAGUUAUGGAAUGCAAAUAUGUCUGGGUCUGGGACAGCGGAACUUGUGAUGCUACAUUUGGACUCCGAAACAAUCUCUAUUGCAUAAGCAGCAAAGGGGAUGUAAUUUUUGCUACGCGAUGAAGAGGACAUAAUGUGUCAUGCGGAAUAGGCAUCAAGAAGCCCUCAAAAAAACUUUGAUGCUAGGGCAUGCAUCACAAACAUCAUGGCUCAUGCAAAGCGUGCAUGACAAGUCUCAGAAUCUUCCAAACGUCCAAAGAUAUUUACAAUCCAUACGAGUGAGAAGUCAGAAGUGGAAGCAUUGAAGGAAAGGAUAGUGCUAUUGGAGGAUAUUAUUCAGGAAAGGGAACAGGUAUAGAAUAGUGUGACAAUGGUGCUGUUUCUGGGGAAUGUUAAAGAUGAAGUUGAAGUUUGAUGCUGCGCAUGACAAUGGCAAUGCGUGUUGCGUGAAAUGGAAAUCGCAUUCGCAACACGACAUAAAACUUCUACAGGAACCCGUUCGGAUGGUGAAAGCGUUAGAGGCCCAGCACAUCGCGGCACAAGAGCAGCUGGAGGGUAUGUACUCUGCGAAACUCCAAAUGGAAAACGACCGGUAUUCGCAACUGAUAUGAAAGUGCACAUAGCUCCCCCUCCCCCUCAUUUGUCAUGCAAAAUCCCAAAUCUACGGUUUGCCUGUUAGCACCUUUUGCAUGACAGACUCACUCCGAAAGUCAAAACAGCACUACACUCCUGUCAAUAAAAUUUGUCAUGCAAAAGGUGCAUCUUUAGCAGCGCCUGUGUUGCUGUUCAUGCAACACAAACGUGGGGGAGGGGGAGUUCUUGUGCACUCUCAUACCGGACCAAGGAGAUGUACAUCGCGAGAGAGGAAGCGGCCGAAAAGUUGGAUAAAACGAAGCAAUAUGGAUUGCAAAUAUGUCUGAGACUGGAAGAUUGCAACUUGUCAUGCUAAAUCCGAAGCAUGCAAAAAUCUGCGUUGCGUGAGUACUACCAAAAGCUGUCCACUUUCGACCAAGUUGGGAAGGAGUUUCUCAUGCAGGAUAGGCAUGACAGAGACCACCUCAUAGAGUCUGUCAUGCUAGGUCUCGCAUUCCAGACCUCAUGGAUCAUGGAAAACCUGCAUGACAAGUUUACAGUUACACUCCUCCAGACCCAGACAUAUUUGCUCUCGAUAAGCAAGAUUUGAAAAACGAAGCGGAGAAAACCGAAAAGGACUUGAGAAUCGAAAAUGCGGACAAGGUAUCAGGGUGGUCCACAACCCCCCCUUCUCCUCAUUUGUCAUUGACAAAACGCCAAUUGUUCCUCCUGCUGUCUUUUGGCACUGUUUGCAUGACAAAUUCCAAUUCCAAAAGCCCAAACAGGGGAACUUCUACACCAGGAGGCGCGGUUGUAGAGACUUGUCAUGCACAGGCUCCAUGUCGUUCGUAUUCGUUGGUGUUUCUAUUGCUGUAUAAUAAGCCCCCGUUACCGUUCAAAUGAGGAGAAGGGAGUAGAGUUGUGCACUUGCAUACCAGGGAGAAGAAAUUGCAAAGUACAAAGCGCUGAUAAAGUACGUAGAGCUAUCGCAAGAAAAAAGUGUUACAGUUACACAUUGUGUUGCAGGCCGAGCAAGACAGACAAGCUCUGUCAUGCCGGAUAUGCAUAGGAGCCUCGUUCCAUAGGUGUUUUCCCGCAGGAUUUCUGCAUUACAAAUUUUCUCUCUCAUGCAGAGAAAUUUGUGUUGCUGAAUUCACUACAAAUGUGGAGCUGUAACACUUUUUUCGUGGGAUAAGAGCAGCGGUACAACACAAUUUUAAAGGAUGAAGAACAGGACAGGGACCACGAGAUCUCGGGUUUGAUGGACCAAGCAACGAAAAAUUUGCAGGAGUCCUAUCCUGUGUAAAAACGUCCCCAGCACCUCCCCGGAGUUUUUCUUGUCAUGCAGAUUUGCAAGACCAGGAACAUUUGUGAUGCGCAUCGUCCCCAUGCUAGACAUUUAUUCCAAAAUCGUGUUCUGGAAUUUGUAAUGGUGCAAAAAGGAUAAAAGAAGCAGAUCGAUAAUUUGUAAUGCGGCUGUCCUUCCCGCCGAAGCCGAACUGCACUACAAUACAGAGAGGAACUUGAAGAUGUCAUGCGUGAGGACUCCCAAAACCUUCAGGUUUGUGUUGCACGACAAUCGUGAUCUUGACUCUGGGUUCAUCGGGGGGACGUUGUUACACAGGAUAAGUCCCAGUUCAAAGUCAACGCACUGAAAAAAGAGCAAGAGACGCUGCUACGGGGGUUAAACGCUAUGGAAAAGGAGAGGCAAAGGUAUAGUUCUUGGUGGUUCUGCAAGACUACAGCACUAUUCACUAUUUGUAGGUGUUCUGCAUGACAAAAUUAGAAUUACGGGUUGGUUUUACUUUUAGCGCUGACAUUUGUUCUGCAUGACAAAUAAAAUUUUGCGCAUCUACAACAUCAAGGUUCGCGCUCCUGAAGUUUCUCAUGCAAAAAAACUGCAUCUGCAUGACAAAAAAUACAUCUCUCAUGCAACUGCAUGCAAAUCUGCAUGACAAAUUCUAUGUUUGUCAUGCAGUUUUUUUCUGUCAUGCAAGUGGAAGCGCACAUUUCUAUCUGCAUGACAAAUCUGGGGCAUUUUUUCCUACCCUGGAACCAGGGUAGGAAUGCCAUUUUUGGCUAGUUGCUGCAGUUUCAAUAGUAAUAAAAUUUUGCGCAUCUACAACAUCAAGGUUCGCGCUGUGAUGUAGGCCUCGAUUACAUCAUGCGAAAUAUGCAUGACAAACCUUGCAAUCUUCCAGAUCCAGACAUUUUUGCAUUUGAUAAGCAUGCCGAUCAUGCAAUUUUUGUUCCGAUGCGAUUUCCCGAUGCAUUAUGAUCUCAUGACAGAUCAUUUCACGACAUUGCAUGACAGAUCAUUUAAAUUUGCAUGACAGAUCAUUUAAAUUUGCAUGACAGAUCAUUCAAAAUUUGCAUUUCAUGAUCUCAUGACAGAUCAUUUAAAUUUGCAUGACAUGCUCGGAUUUGCGCAUGAAGCAUUUUUUUUUUGAAUGAUCUUGAGCCAUUGCGAUUUGCUGCGGAAAGGGAAAAGUGAUUUGAUGCAUGACAGGAUUUUGCGCGUUACAGCCUUUUCUGCAUUACAGGACUUUCUGCAUUACAGGACUUUUGCAUGAUGCGAUUUUUUUUGCGGAAGGCCUUUGCGUGGUCGCGCGCCGUGUAACUGGCGGCCGACCCGGUCGGAGGCAAGCCCGGCCUCGGGCAUUAGACAGGACCAGCAAUCCGCGACUGCGGGUCAGCAGACUUCGCGGCACAGCCUCGCUGAUCGUCUCCUCCCCCUCGCGGCAUUGGCGAGCAGUCUAGCCUCCUUAACUAUUUCACUUCCACAAAAGCAACGAAAGCAAGUUUGGCCCGCUCAGAUUUAUAACGCAAGCUCCCCGAAGCUGCACGAUGGCCGGUGGGGUUCGCUUUAGAAAUAAUUUUGAUUGAACCAAGAAAAAAAUCCAUGCAUUUUCGAAAAUCCUACACUAACAAUGUUUUUUUCUGCGCAAAAUCUACAACAUCAAGGUUCGCGCUCCUCCAGAAAGAGCACGAAGAGAACGCCCAGCGCAUGACCAAGGAGAUGGGAGCGCUGCAAGAACAGAUAACCACACUGAAGACGCAGGUGACGGAGGCGGAAAAAGUGUCGAAAAAGAAGGACAAAGAAAUUCAGGAUUUGAAGCAAACCGUAGAGAAAACAGAGAAGCACAAGAAUGCGUUUGAGGUAUUUAUAGUAGAGUGGUGAUUUUAAAGUUUGUAUACUUUACUCGAUUUAAUAUUUUCCAUGAGUGCAAUGUAUCUGUCAUGCUUGUUCCGCAUGACACAUCAUCGCUGAUGCUUGUGCACUGUAAAGCGCAAGGCGAGGAAUUAUACCGCUCGAAACCAAUCCCAAUCCCGCCAACCACCAGGCCGAGCUCAAGUUUCUGAAUGAGCGGAUUUUCCCAAAGGAGCAGAAGAUCACGGAGUUUAUCGCAAGAAAAAACUGUGUCACUGUAUUAAACUUGUGAUGCAUAAAAUGGAACACAGAAAUAUUUGUCUUGCUUCAUAUGCAAGAACGUGGAUUUUUAGCUAUGUUUAUUUCCCUUAGGAAUCUCGCAUGGCAAAUCUUCUCUGUGCAAUGUAGAACGAACUUGUGAUGCAGAACCUGCAAAAACAUCCUUCCAGUGAAACAGUUUUUUCGUACGAUAGAGUUAACAGGCCAUCUACAGGAUGCGGGGAAAGAAUUUGUGCAGAAGCUAAAAUUAGAGCAGAACCAGCAGAAGUCGCUGGAAAAUUUGAAACUCACGAUCAAGCACUAUGUACUGCAAAAAUGUCUGGGUCUGGGAGAUUGCGAGACUUGUCAUGCUAGUCUGGAAUAACUCUGAACUCUGUAUUGCGUGGCCGCAAAGAGCUCCUCUUGUCUGUCAUGCAAAAACGCAGUUUCUCAGGCGCGGCACGCAUCUCUGAACUACGGAAAAACUUGUCAUGCUAGGGGGCGCAUGACAGUGUGCUCACUAUUUCCUUUCUUGCAUCACAAGUUUCCAGACAUCCAGAGAUUUUUGCAGUUCAUAAGCACCAGCAGGACACAAUAAAGCACACGGAGGAGGAAAAGAGGGAUUUAGAGAAGUACAUCAACAAAUUUCAACGGGUAUCAAGUGCAAAAAUGUGUGGGUCUGGAAGAAUGCAUGUUUGUCAUGCUUGUCUGACAUGACUCUUAAAUCUGUCAUGCACGUUCCCCAAAAGCUCCAUUUUUCUGUGAUGCAGAAACGCAGUUUGUCACGCAGAAUAGGCAACACCUAGAAGCUCAGAAACACAACGUCCCUACCGCCGCUUUCGAGCGAGCAUUUGUAAACUUACUCUUUAUGAGUAUUUACAAAAAACUAUCUGAUCUGAUCUGAUCUAAGCCAGCACCUGUAGCCUCAUCAUGAAACGCUACCCAGCAUCACAAGUUUCCAGACCCAGACAUAUUUGCAGUUGAUAACGGGAGCUCUACGGCAUGAUGCACGAGAAAACCUUCGCGGGGAAUGAUGAAGCCAAGAUCGGUUUGCAAAACUUGAGGCAGCUGUACCAGGACUACAGCGGCACCUAUGCCAGUGACAAUCCGGUUCCGGGCACCGCAUCGGGAGGUGGUCGCGGAGGAAACAAAGGAAGCUCGGGAACCAGUCAGAGUUCCAAGAAAUAUGAAAUGCAAAAGCAUCGUACUAUAGUAUACAUCGCAUGACAGAUUUUCUCAGCAUGAGAAAUGAAAUUUGUAAUGCAGAUUUCCCUGAGGGAGGGAAGAGAUUUGCAUCUGUAAUACAUGAUUGCAAUUACUACAACUGCGAUACUUUUGCUCUGCAUAAGAAACCGCCAGGAACCAGUGGAACGUCACACUCCGCGGCUUCGAGUUCCGGCGGGGCGGAUGCGGCUGGAAUCGAGGAUAUCGUAUUUAAAAUCGUCCCCAACCCAGAGUUGUAAUGCAAAUCUGCAUGAUGAAAAUGUUUCUCAUGCCGAGCCCCAUGAGAAGCGUUGUCUAGUCGUGUUUUGGAAUUUGUCAUGCUCCAAUCAGCAUGGUAUACUAGAUCUGUGAUGCUGCUGAGCUAGCUCAAGCAGCACUACGCUACGAGUCCAAAUUUGUCAUGCAAAACAGCCAAAGCUUGUGGAUUUGUCUAGCCGAUUCCCCAUCUUGACUACGGGAUGGGGACGUUUUUACAUAGGAUCGAGGAGAUGGACCGGCAGAAGAGGCAGCUGUCCAGAAGUUUGAAAAAACUCUCCUCCAAGUCCGAACAGCAAACGGAGAUGGGAAAGGUGAAUAACCUGCGGAAAAUCGGGGAAAAUUCCAUGCUAUGAACUGCAAAAGCAACGUACUAGUAUGAAUUGCAUUACAAAUUUGCUGAGCAUGAGAAAUGGAAUUUGUCAUGCUGAUUUGCCUUGGGAACAAGACUUGUAAUGCAAGACUGGCAUUUAUACGAGUGCGAUGCUUUUGCAGUGGAUACAUGCUGAUUGAGGAAAUUAACGCAUUGCGGAGAAGUCAAAAGGACUACGCGGACAAGGUACUUUUUUUACUGAUGAUGUUCUUGGAGCGGUUCUGAAAUUUUUAUACGGUGUUUUAUGGAUCCGGGUGGAUUCUGUUUCAUGCAUCAUGACAGAUUAGAUCCCAUGGGAACAAUGUGUAGUUGAUGCGGAUGACAAAAUGAGAAUCUACGCCAAAAAAAACUAUCAGAUAAAGCAAAUGGAGAUGGAGCUGAAGUCUUUAAAGAACGAGCAGGCCGGGAACGUCGGAGCCAUAUGGAUUGCAAAAAUGUCUGGGUCUGGAAGAUUGCAACUUGUAAUGCUGUCUUUGGAUUCCAAAAAAAUCUGCAUUGCAUGACCAGCAGCAGGACUCCAGUUUGUGGUACGCGGAGAGAUUUCUCAUGCGGAAUAGGCAUUAGGAAGCCCUCGAAAAAUCUGUGUUGCUAGAUCAUGCAUUAGAGGCAUCAAUCAUCAUACAAAACAUGCAUGGCAAGUCUGCAUUCUUCCAGACCCAGACAUUUUUGCAUUUGAUAAGCCAGCGCCGCCAACCAGAUGACGCCGUCGAAUAAUCUCGGGGGCGGCAUCAACGCCGGCCCGCGCACCCCUGGGAUAUCGUGUGCAAAAGUAUCGUAUUCGUAUUGCAAUCAUGCAUUAGAAAUCUUUCUCUUGAGGUAAAUCAGCAUUACAAAUUUUAUCUGUCAUGCUGAGGAAAUUUGUAAUGCAUUUAUACGAGUGCGAUACUUUUGCAGUUCAUAUGGGACCCGCGGUAGCAACGGAAAAAUGCCCCCGAUCGGACACAGCAAGAACAAACAGCUCCCCAAUGCGAAUAUCAAAUGCAAAUAUGUCAUCUGGGUCUGGAAGAGUGUAAACUUAUCAUGCGGGUUUUCCAUGACCAGCCAUGAGGUGUGGAAUGCGGGACCUCGCAUGACAGAGUCAGCGACGAGGUCUCUGCCAUGCCUGUCCUGCAUGAGAAAUCAAACUCCGUCCCAAUUUGGUCGAAAGUGGACAGCUUUUGGCACUCAUGCAACACAGAUUUUUGCAUUAUUCCGAUUUAGCAUGACAAGUUGCAAUCUUCCAGAGGACCCAGACAUUUUUGCAAUCCAUAGCGAAGUCCAGGGAACAAUUGCAGGAAUUCGCGUCCGCUGAUGGGUUCCCGCUCAUGAUCAGCAUGCAAAACAAAUAA
Amoebophrya sp. A120 is the source of this 18053-nucleotide messenger RNA. Lineage: Eukaryota; Dinophyceae; Syndiniales; Amoebophryaceae. The record is from the annotation of a GenBank genome assembly.